UUUAGGGAGGUGCUUCCCUUUUAGGGGAAGUAUCUUUGAAAUUACUUCAUUUUUUUCCUGAGAUUACAUUGUGACGUGGCUAUCAAAUAAUCUGAAAAUGAAAGACUAGCUAGUUAGCUAAUAGUUAACGUUUUAUGAUAUUCUGUUAGAACAAAGCCGAAAAUAUGAACAAAUUCGUAAUCCACUUGUUUUCGUUCGUUUGUUUUCUGUUGAUGCUGUGUAAACAGACAACCGACGCCAAGAAUGCCUACGAUAUAAGAUGUAAGUGCAUUUGCCCACCCUACAAAAGUGUGCCUGGUCAGAUCUACAACCAGAAUGUAUCGCUGAAGGAUUGUAACUGUCUGCAUGUGGUGAAUCCCAUGCCAGUAGACGGGAGGGAUGUGGAAGCAUACUGUCUGCGCUGUGAAUGCAAAUAUGAGGAGAGAAGUUCAGGAAUUAUAAUGGCAACCAUCAUCAUCUACCUGUCGAUUCUGGGCCUACUGCUGCUCUACAUGGUGUAUCUGACCCUGCUGGAGCCUGUACUGAAGAGGCGGCUUUUUAGACACACUCAGCUCCUCCAGAGUGAACAUGACGACAGGGACCAGGAGCCCUUUGCUGACUCCCGCACAGCGCUGCCACGCUCGAGGUCCAACAUGCUGAACAAGGUGGAGAAUGCCCAGCAGCGCUGGAGGAUGCAGGUGCAGGAGCAGCGCAAGUCUGUGUUCGACCGCCAUGUGGUGCUCAGCUAAAGCCAGUCCUCCAUCCUGCUGGAGCAGGACCCAACCAAGGAGAGGAAUCACUGUAACUCACUUCUGCAACUUCAACCUGACCACUUCUUCACCAUGGUCACUUGACCUUAACUGCUGCGUGUAGGCCAUGUACUUGAUGGGUAGUAUUAAAUCUCAAACUCAUGUCCUGGAGGGCUGAAGGCAUUGCUGGAGAUACAGUGCUAUAGCCCUAUAUGACUUAAACCUGCCGGCACUGUGUCCCUCCCUCACUGCAGUUUGAGAUCCCUGGUGUAAAGUCAUUCCCCUUGUCUGUUUAACAACAGUAUUUGCCCUAUUGGACUUCAGCUUCUUAUUUUUGGGUCAAAGUUACAUUUACACUGGGUGCUGAUUGGCCUACAAUUCUGAGGAUUGUCCUCAUAAUUCCUGUUUACAUUCUGUUCUGAUGUUUCUGAGAGCAUUCCCCUACACCUUUACAGCAUGUGAUUUAAAUAGCCAACGUGCCUAUAAAACUGGCUUAAACAUUAUCAUGCCUGAGUGAAGUUCAGUCUGUUUGAAUGUAAGAGAAGACUUGUUUUCCCCAAGCUGCUGUGAUUGUAGAGGUCAUUUCAAAAUUCUAAACUGGGGUACAUAAGGGAUAUCAAUUUUGGGAUUUAUGCAUGUAACUAUUGAAUGAAGCCUAGUCCUUUAUUUUAUUAGCAGACUGACCAUGUGUCCUUGGUGUUUAUAGUCGUAUAGAACACUUGAGCAUGGAUAAUUGGUUGGGACCAAAAGCAACUGAUAACCAGCCCACCAGGACUAGAGUUGUGCACCACUGUUUUUAUCAAUACUUUUUUUUAAAUUACAUGUGAGAUCAUUUAUGAUUAUGUUUACCAUGUCCUUUUGCAUUGACAAAUUGCUUUUUAUGAUUAAACAAUUUUAAAACUUAAGUCACAAUGAAAUGUACAGUGUUUAAAUUUCACAUUUGUCUGCCCUCAGUAUGUCCUGCUUCUGUGUUCUGGGUCUAAAAUAAGAAACAAAGAAGGAGAUACAAAAUGUUUUAACAGAAAGAGUGGUUACGAAAUUGAUGGAUGUAAUUCAACAAAAAUGUUGAUGGAAUUAUGCAUGUAAUUCAAUUUCUGCUUUUAAUUACAACAUUACUUUAUUGAUGAAGGAUUUGAAGGAUUAAAAGUUCUGAAUUUCUGUCUUGAGUUAUUCAUUUGAGAAGUAAAAAAACACUAGAUUAUUAAUCUACAUUCUUCAUGUUUAACAUGCUACAUACCCUAAUGAGUAAAGGGUGGGGGGAAACAAAUAGCUGCUGGUAGUAUGAUUGUAUGGAGUAUUGCUUAAAUCACGGUUUGAAAGUGUUCGCAGUGAAAAGGAAUUUUCUUAUGUUCAAAUGCUUGUAGAAAUGUGAAUGUUUAUUCUUAUGUAAAAGUGAGUAAAAUGUCUCAUGUCAUUCUUGUCAUACAUUCUUGAUUUUCUAUUAAAUUCUAUAUUUUACACUAUA
Messenger RNA from Conger conger (European conger), 2193 nucleotides. Its product is annotated as transmembrane protein 9B-like. The transcript has 5 exons. NCBI's taxonomy places the organism in Eukaryota, Metazoa, Chordata, Actinopteri, Anguilliformes, Congridae. Gene Ontology annotation, cellular component: lysosomal membrane. Gene Ontology annotation, biological process: positive regulation of canonical NF-kappaB signal transduction. The coding region runs from base 165 to 728 and encodes 187 amino acids. The record is from RefSeq and is a predicted model, not a curated record.